Molecule: messenger RNA, 1215 nt
Organism: Diachasma alloeum
Lineage: Eukaryota; Metazoa; Arthropoda; Insecta; Hymenoptera; Braconidae
Gene: HGTX
Product: homeobox protein Nkx-6.2
Exons: 4
Coding region: 1-1215 (404 amino acids)
Biological process (GO): cell differentiation; regulation of transcription by RNA polymerase II
Cellular component (GO): nucleus
Molecular function (GO): RNA polymerase II cis-regulatory region sequence-specific DNA binding; DNA-binding transcription factor activity, RNA polymerase II-specific
Source: RefSeq, a predicted model, not a curated record
AUGGUGUGCUCCGUGACUAGUGCCGAGGAAAUCCGUGACAACGGUGCAAUAGAGACACAAAGAUUGCAGGAUACGUCUCAGCUCGUUGGCACAGGAUUACUGAUUGACAGUAUGUCAUCGCUUAGUGAUUCCCAUCGCCGUAAUGGUCAUAUUGAUGCGGGUGAUAGAAGUUCGUCUGCGGGUUCGUCCCUGGGCUCUUGUUCACCACCACCAGCAUCAAGUCAUUCACCGCCACCACCGAGGCCACCUUGGCUGCAUGAUUUUCAUGCGGCAGCGUCGCCGCAUGUUCUCCAGUUUUUGAAUCUCAGUGCUGGGGCUGGGGGUAUGCUUGGUAGUCAGCCGUUGGCUGCAUUGCACUCUAUGGCUGAGAGGAGUCAUCAGCAGAAUCAGCAUCUUCAGGUGCAGCAGGGACUGCAGAGGCAACAGCAGAUGCAUUUGCCGGGGGGGACUGUGUCGACACCACCGCAGGGACAAUCGUCACCGACUGGCAGCGGAAAGCAUAGUCCGGCUACCUCGAUUACGUCCGUCGGUAGUAAUCCACAUGGUAUUGAUAAUAUUCUGUCGAGGCCAGCGGCUGCACAUCCUCAGGCACCGGUGUCUGCGGUACAUGCUUUGGCACCGGCAUCUACGCAUCCGCAACAUCUCACGGCUCCGAGAUAUGCUAUGCAUGCGGGAUUUACCGCUUCUACGGGUCUUGGGCAGUUUCAGCAGAGGACAGAGGCCCGUCAUCCCGCGGUUUAUUGGCCCGGGCUUCAGGGACUCGUCAGCGAUCCUCUGGCGUGGCGGGCCAGGUUACACUCACUAUCACAGCAGCUGGGAUGUCAACAAUCGAUGGCGGGAGCAGCGGGUGGAGCUGGUAGUGAUCACGAUAAUGGCAAGAAGAAGCACACGAGGCCGACCUUCAGUGGACAGCAGAUCUUCGCGUUAGAAAAAACUUUUGAACAGACCAAGUAUCUGGCUGGACCCGAGAGGGCCAAGUUGGCGUAUGCAUUGGGAAUGUCGGAGUCACAAGUGAAGGUGUGGUUUCAAAACAGAAGAACCAAAUGGAGAAAGAAGCAUGCAGCCGAGAUGGCAACGGCUAAGAGACGACAGGAGGAAGUUGAGGGUGUAGUUGGAGAGAAUGAGGAUGGUUGCAGUGACGGUGAGACUGAGACGAGCGGUGAGACAGCCGCUAAGAGGCUCAGACGUGAGCUUGAGCAGCAGUACGGGCCGUGA